Molecule: messenger RNA, 300 nt
Organism: Oppiella nova
Lineage: Eukaryota; Metazoa; Arthropoda; Arachnida; Sarcoptiformes; Oppiidae
Source: the annotation of a GenBank genome assembly
UUUGAUUACAAGACAUGUCGAGUGGAGAUAGCGAUUGAACAGCAAAGCCCUGAAAUCGCUUCUGGAGUUCACCAGAACAAGAGGGAGGAAGAGAUCGGCGCCGGAGAUCAGGGACUGAUGUUUGGUUACGCCACCGAUGAGACCGAGGAGUGUAUGCCUCUGACGGUGGUGUUGGCCCACAAACUGAACGCCAAAUUGGCUGAAUUGCGCAAAAACGGCACCUUUCCGUGGGCCAGACCUGACUCCAAGACUCAGGUGACCGCCCAAUACUAUUUCCGUAGAGGGGCUGCCAUUCCCUAA